This is a messenger RNA of Cotesia congregata, 1038 nucleotides long. The record is from the annotation of a GenBank genome assembly. Lineage: Eukaryota; Metazoa; Arthropoda; Insecta; Hymenoptera; Braconidae.
AAGAUCAUACGGCUGAUAACAUCAUGGGGAGAUAUAAAUAAAGUUGUUGAAUGCGCACCAAUCUUCGCAUUACACUCUUUGACUAUCGUAAAGAUGUGCAAUUGUCUUUACAAUAUAGACAAGAUAAAAAUGCUGUUAACAACAAUUCAAACGGAUUGGGAAUCUCCGAUGACAGAAGAAGAGUUAAAAAUCCUACGUGGAUAUGGAAAUCAAAACCGUAAAAUCACUCAUUCCUACGUAUAUUUCAUUUAUGUUGUUACGGCGAUGUUUUUGACUACACCCAUGGUUCCCAAAAUACUUGAUUAUUAUGUACCACUAAAUGAAUCAAGGCCGCAGUUAUCUUUGUAUCAAACAGAAUAUUUUGUGGAUCCAGUGCAGUACGAAAUACCAAUUUUGAUUCACGCAUAUAUAAUUAGUCCAUUUCCUUCAACUAUUAUCGUUGCAUUUGAUUCUUUGUACGCUAACUUCGUUAGUCAUGCCUGCAGCAUGUUUGCAAUUGUUGGAUAUCGAUUGAAAAACACCGCGAAUGAUAAAUAUGUAUGGAGCAAACAAAGAAAAAUAAUUCAGGAUAACAAAGCGCAUCAAUCAAUGAUCAGCUGUAUUAAAGAUCAUAACAGCAUAUUAGAGUAUUGCCAAAUUCUUAAAUCUAGCUACAAUAGUUGCUUAUUUGCUAUAGUAAUUAUAAACAUGUUGGCUUUAAGUAUUACAGGAUUCCAAACUAUAAUAAAAAUGGAUGAAACCGGUGAGAUGAUAAGGUUCGGUACAUUUUCCAUCGGCCAAGUUGUUCAUCUUUUCUUCCUCAGUUGGCCAGCCCAAAAGUUAUUGGAUCAUAGUCUUUCUAUUCAUCAAUUAGUGUACUUAGGAGAGUGGUAUAAUAUUUCUACAAGAACAAAAAAACUGAGCAUUUUUAUUAUGAUGCGCAGCCGAAAACCAUGCAUCCUCUCCGCUGGAAAAAUGUAUACUAUGUCAUGCGAGAGUUUUAGUAGGGUGAUUAAAACAUCAAUGUCAUACUUUACACUUUUGACGUCUCUCAGAUAA